AUGGUUCAGUUUUCUCAGGUUCUGGCUGAAAUUGGUGACUUCGGUCGCUUUCAGAUACAGCUGCUGCUGCUGCUGACUGUCCCCAACAUCCUGGGUGCCUACUACAUGUUUGCCCAAGUCUUCAUGACCCUGGAUGAGACGCACCACUGUUCGGUGGCGUGGGUCAAGAACCACACCUUGAACCUGAGUGCUGCCGAGCAGCUGUCCCUGAGCGUGCCUCUGGAUGCUGUAGGCAACCCUGAGCCCUGCCGCAUGUUCCGGCCUCCCCCCGAUGGUGCCAGCCUGGACGACAUCCUCAGCCACCGCUUCAAUGAGACACAGCCAUGUGUGGCGGGCUGGGACUAUCCUGAAGAUAAGCCACCGUCCCUGAAGAAUGAGUUCAACCUAGUGUGUGACCGGAAGCACCUGCAGGAGACCUCGCAGUCAGUGUACAUGGCGGGGCUCCUCGUUGGUGCUCUCAUCUUUGGGCCCCUCUGUGACUGGAUUGGUCGUAAAGUCAGUAUCCUGAUACAGCUGCUGCUCUUUGCCCUCAUCGGCGUGGGCAUGGCCUUUGUGCCCAACUUUGAUCUCUAUGUGUUCAUGCGCUUUGCUGUGGCUACUGCCGUGUCUGGAUAUGCCUUGACCAAUGUCACCUUACUUGCAGAGUGGGUGGGGCCCUCGCGGCGGACUCAGGCCGUGGUCCUGGCCCAGUGCGGCUUCUCCAUCGGGCAGAUGGCCCUCGCGGGACUUGCCUACGGCGUCCGUGACUGGAGGCUCUUCCAGAUCGCCGGCAGUGCGCCUGUCCUUCUGCUCUUCUUCUACUUCUGGGCUCUGCCAGAAUCUGCCCGGUGGCUCCUGACCAAGGGAAGGGUUGAGGAGGCUAAACGAGUGAUCCAGAAGGCAGCCUCAGUCAACAGGCGGAAACUCUCCCCAGAGCUGCUGAGUCAGAUGGUGCCAGAGAAGACAGGCCCCACAGGGAAUGCCCUGGACCUGUUCCGACACCCCCAGCUCCGGAAGGUGACCCUGAUUCUCUUCUUCAUCUGGUUUGUGGACAGUCUGGGGUAUUUUGGUCUGAGCCUCCAAGUGGGGGACUUUGGCCUGGACAUCUACCUGACGCAACUAAUCUUCGGAGCAGUUGAGGUCCCUGCCCGCUACUCCAGCAUCUUCAUGAUGGAGCGGUUUGGCCGCAGAUGGAGCCAGCUGGGGACUCUGGUUGUGGGUGGCCUGAUGUGCAUCAGCACCAUCUUCAUCCCAGCAGAUCUGCCCAUAGUGACCACCGUGCUGGCCAUUGUGGGCAAGUUUGCCACAGCCUCUGGGUUUACGAUCUCCUACGUAUACUCUGCGGAGCUCUUCCCCACCAUCAUCAGGCAGACGGGCAUGGGGCUGGUGGCCAUCUUCUCAAGGAUCGCGGGCAUCCUCACGCCCCUGGUGAUGCUGCUGGCCUACUACCACAAGGCCCUCCCGAAGGUCAUCUACGGCAGCCUCCCCAUCGGGGCGGGCUUACUCUGUGUGUUGCUGCCUGAGACGCGUGGCCAGACCAUAAAGGACACCAUCCAGGACCUGGAGCAGCAGCCCCAGCCGUGGGCUCAGAAGGCAGAGCCCUCAGAGAAGGGAGCGGAGGACUCAGGAAGAAUGUCCAGCCCAGGGGUGGCCGUUGUGAGCAGCACGUACUUCUGA
This is a messenger RNA of Pteronotus mesoamericanus, 1656 nucleotides long. It is a transcript of the gene SLC22A13, whose product is annotated as solute carrier family 22 member 13. Lineage: Eukaryota; Metazoa; Chordata; Mammalia; Chiroptera; Mormoopidae. The record is from RefSeq and is a predicted model, not a curated record. The coding region runs from base 1 to 1656 and encodes 551 amino acids. Gene Ontology annotation, cellular component: membrane. Gene Ontology annotation, biological process: transmembrane transport. The transcript has 10 exons. Gene Ontology annotation, molecular function: transmembrane transporter activity.